GGAGCGCGAGCGAGGCGGGCGGGUAGAAGGAGAGCGAGCGGCCACGGAGGAGCAUCGUCUCUCACCCACAAACAUAUUCACACCACAAGCGGGGGAGAUAAGUUUUGGCUCGAAGCUUGUUGAUUACUGCCCUCUUCUCUCCUCCCCCCACCCCCCCCCCCUCUCCUACCCCCGAGCUAUUGUUCGCCGGACUGUCGAGGCCGAUCGCGAGUGAAACGCGCGCCGCUCUGUCGUGUGAUUUUUUUUUUUAUUAUUUGGCCGGUUUGCCGCACCUGGAGGAGUCUUUUUUUCUCUCUCUCUCUCUCUCUCUCUCUCUCCCUACCCUCGCCCCGGACAUGGUCGACUAUCACGAAGCCAACUCGCAGUUCCAGCAGCCCAACCACGGGGACUACAUGCAGCCUGAGGAGGACUGGGACCGCGACCUGUUGCUGGACCCGGCCUGGGAGCGACAGCAACGGAAGACAUUUACUGCAUGGUGCAACUCUCAUUUGCGGAAGGCUGGGACCCAGAUUGAAGUAAUUGAAGAAGAUUUCAGAGAUGGACUUAAACUUAUGCUGCUACUAGAGGUGAUUUCAGGAGAGCGACUACCUAAACCAGAGCGUGGAAAAAUGAGGGUGCAUAAAAUAAACAAUGUCAACAAAGCGCUGGAUUUUAUUGCAAGCAAGGGAGUGAAGUUGGUUUCCAUUGGAGCAGAAGAAAUUGUGGAUGGGAAUGUUAAGAUGACUCUAGGUAUGAUCUGGACUAUCAUCCUUCGUUUUGCUAUUCAAGACAUAUCUGUUGAAGAGACCUCUGCGAAGGAGGGAUUGCUGCUGUGGUGCCAGAGGAAGACUGCACCAUACAAGAAUGUAAAUGUGCAGAACUUCCACAUCAGUUGGAAAGAUGGCCUGGCAUUCAACGCGCUCAUUCAUAGACACAGACCGGAGCUUAUUGAUUAUGACAAGCUGAGGAAGGAUGAUCCACUCACAAACCUAAAUAAUGCCUUUGAAGUGGCUGAGAAAUAUCUGGAUAUACCCAAGAUGUUGGAUGCAGAAGAUAUUGUAGGCACUCUCAGGCCAGAUGAAAAGGCUAUUAUGACUUACGUUUCAUGCUACUACCAUGCCUUCUCAGGUGCUCAAAAGGCUGAGACUGCAGCCAAUAGGAUUUGUAAAGUCCUGGCAGUAAACCAAGAAAAUGAACAUCUGAUGGAAGAUUAUGAAAAACUGGCCAGUGAUUUGCUGGAGUGGAUUCGUCAAACCAAACCCUGGCUAGAGAACAGAGAGCCUGAGAAAACCAUGCAAGCUAUGCAGCAAAAACUGGAAGACUUCCGCGAUUAUCGCCGUGUCCACAAACCCCCCAAAGUGCAGGAGAAGUGUCAGCUCGAGAUCAACUUCAACACCUUGCAGACCAAACUCCGGCUCAGCAAUCGACCAGCAUUCAUGCCUUCUGAAGGGAAAAUGGUCUCGGAUAUUAAUAAUGCAUGGCAAGGUCUAGAGCAGGCGGAGAAGGGCUAUGAGGAAUGGCUGCUGAAUGAGAUAAGGAGGUUGGAAAGACUUGACCAUUUGGCAGAAAAAUUCAGACAGAAAGCUACCAUUCAUGAAGAUUGGACCAAAGAUAAAGAAGCAAUGUUGACACAGAAAGACUAUGAAACAGCCACACUGGCUGACAUCAAAGCCUUGCUGAAGAAACAUGAGGCAUUUGAGAGUGAUCUGGCAGCACACCAAGACAGAGUGGAGCAGAUCGCUGCCAUCGCACAAGAACUCAAUGAUCUGGAUUAUUAUGACUCUCCCAAUGUAAAUGCCCGCUGCCAGACUAUCUGUGACCAUUGGGACACCCUGGGCUCUUUGACACAGAACAGGAGGGAUGCCCUGGAGAGGACUGAAAAGCUGCAGGAAACAAUUGAUCAGUUAUAUCUGGAAUAUGCGAAAAGAGCUGCACCUUUCAACAACUGGAUGGAAGGAGCAAUGGAAGACCUGCAAGACAUGUUUAUUGUCCAUACCACAGAGGAGAUCCAGGGCCUCAUUGCAGCACAUGAACAAUUUAAAGCAACAUUGCCAGAUGCUGACAAAGAGCGCGAGGCUAUCCUGGGCAUCCACAAUGAAAUGAUGAAAAUUGCCCAGUCCUAUAAUAUCAAACUGUCUGGUGUAAAUCCAUACACUUCCAUCACUUCGCAGAGUAUUAAUGAUAAAUGGGAUAAGGUUCAGCAGUUAGUGCCAGCGCGGGACAAAGCCUUGCAAGCAGAAUUUAACAAGCAACAGUCCAACGAGCACCUGCGUGAGCAGUUUGCAAGCAAGGCUAAUGUUGUUGGACCCUGGAUUCAGACUAAGAUGCAGGAAAUUGGCCGGAUUUCUAUUGAAAUGCAUGGCACACUGGAAGACCAGCUAAAUCAACUGAAGCAGUAUGAGAACAGUAUCAUCAAUUACAAACCCAACAUUGAGAAAUUGGAGCAGGAUCACCAGCUCAUCCAGGAGGCUCUCAUCUUUGAUAACAAGCAUACCAACUACACCAUGGAGCACAUCCGAGUUGGCUGGGAACAGCUGCUGACCACGAUUGCCAGAACUAUUAAUGAAGUAGAAAACCAAAUCCUCACCCGUGAUGCGAAAGGCAUCAGCCAGGAUCAGCUCAACGAGUUCCGAUCAUCAUUUAAUCACUUUGACAAGGACCAUACCGGGAAACUGGGACCAGAAGAGUUUAAAGCCUGCCUUAUCAGCUUGGGCUACGAUGUUGGAAAUGACCAGCAGGGUGAAGCAGAGUUUGCACGUAUAAUGAGUGUUGUUGCACCCAACAACACUGAUGAAGUGUCAUUCCAAGCCUUUAUUGACUUCAUGUCACGAGAGACAACAGACACUGAUACAGCUGAACAAGUCAUGGCCUCCUUCAAGAUUCUGGCAGGAGACAAGAGUUACAUCACAGCAGAGGAGCUGCGCCGUGAGCUUCCCCCUGAUCAAGCUGAAUACUGUAUUGCCCGGAUGGCUCCAUAUAGAGGACCUGACGCAGUGCCUGGUGCUCUGGAUUACAUGUCCUUCUCCACAGCUUUGUAUGGUGAAAGUGACCUGUAAUCUGAUCAUCUUUCUACAGCCAGCCCACUUUUAUUCCCCCCCCGCCCUUUCUCGCACACGCGCUCUCCCCACCACCGCCUAAAAUCAGUGCUAUAUACAGCAUAUUGGAGUUAGCACAUACAUCUGAGGAACCUUUACCGUACAUUCCAUUGUGUUCUUAUAUUAUGACUUUCAGUCUUAAAUCUAUGCAAAUAUUUCCAUUUUCCAUUUCUAUAUUGGGUGGUAAUUCUGCAAAUAUUUUUUUUCUCUGCGAACUGUUACAAACAUUUGGGGCAUAUCAACUGUUGUUCAUAAGUGCCACAGGAACGUGAGAAUCAGUCUGGGAAUUUGGAGGUUUUGAUUUUAAAUUCUAAAAAUUCCAUAGGAAACUGGGUCCUUUGUAUUUUUCCAAGUGUACUCGAUACUGUAAAACUAAAUAUUUUUGUACUAUAAAUAUUUAGUAUUCCUGCUGUUUUCACUUUCCCCCACAAAUCUAGAAGUGUGAUAAAGACGAGCUGCUUUGAUGAAUGAAUUGUUUUUUUGCAGCUACUACUAUAUAUAUAAAAAAAAAAUUUGCACCGGAUGGACCAUGUAUGAAUAGCACAAAAAUGUAUUUUAUCAUUACGAUACUUAGCUUUACAGUGCGGCAUAUACUUGAUUCCCCCAACUAGUAGUUUCUUUAAAGGGGGUUGGGUUACCUGGCAAUGUUUUUACUGAAAAUCAUGGCUGAUCUAGUUUGCAUUUUUUUUUCUUAAUUCAGUGUACCAGCAUGGCCCAUACUAUCCUCACUGUGUACAAAAUGAGUUAAGCCAUUGGAAAACACAUGCUCAAAUGGCUCAGAAGACACUCACUGAAGAGGCAGCCCUUACUCUUUUUUUUUAAAAAAAAAAUGGCUGGUGGUGGGUUUAAAGGCAGGUAAUGUAGUUGAGAGGCUUGGAUGGCAUUCUAAAUGAACCAUGAGGGUAAAGUGGUUUCGGAGAGUCAUCAGAACUCCAAUGAUGAGUUACUGCUGCAAUAUAGUUGCCAGUUAUUUAUUAUAUAUAAGCUUAUUAAACUUUGAUUUCAUUUGCUGUUAAGUGGCUUGAGUACAGAUGAGGCAUAACCAAAAUCUGAGGUGGGACCAGAGGCACUGGUACUACAGUAAUUAUUUUUCCAGGAGGGAAUGAAGAGAGUAAACCAUCCAUGGUAUUAUAUAAUAGGGUUUCUCCUUUUUAACCUGUAGCACCAGUGAAACCAUUUGUCAGAAUAGUGCAGUCACUCCCCACUGGGAAAUCCAAAUCACUACCAUAAAUUGUUGGAAGAGGCUAAACCAUGAAAAAGCAAGGGUGAUGGGUGUAGAAUUGCCCAAAUCCAGACUGAAUCCAAUAAGUCUUUUUUCCCCAGAUCCAUAAAAUACAUUGGAUUGUCUACAGUGAGCAAGAGUCGUGCGCACCUCAGGGUAGGGAGUGAAUUUGGAAUCAGAAAUGGGGCAUACUCUGCCUACCAGAGUCAAAUCAUUGAGUCGGCUGUUAAUUAAGGAAUCAGAGGGGUUUAAAUGAAAUUGUGCUGUUCCAAAUGUGCAUUCUAAAAUGUUAAUCAUGUGGUUCUAAAGCAAAACCAGGAAGUAUUUGAAGCUUAACGGGGGAGUAUGGUGACUAUCGGUUCCACUUAAGUUUCUGUACAUUGGGCACCUGACAAAGUUUAAACUUUGUCAUCAGGAGAAAUUUACCACCUGUUUUCCAGCCCCCCCCAAAAACACAUUUUGAUAGUUCAGUUGAGCUCAAAAUAGCACAUUUAUUUGAGGUAGAGAAAAGAUAUUUAUCUCUUCAUAUUUAAUCUUUUUUUUCUUGUACAUACUGCAGUGACCAUUAAUUUGAAUGAAAAGACUGCCUUUUUUAAAAAAAAAAACAAAGCUGGGCAUUUUCUGUGAAGGUACUGUUUUUGCAGGAACAAGUCCCUGGUUGAAAAAAAAACGGGUGCUGUUGUGGGUUUUGUUUUAAUUCUUUUCGAUUCUCCUUGCUCCUGGGAACUACUCCACAUUGAAUUAUUGCUGUGAGACACAGGCUGGCCUUGAGUUAGAGUAAUAGCUGCAGUAUUUUUUUUUUGGUGGUGAUGGAGGGCUUUUUCUAUUUACAUUAACAUGGGGACUUAUUAUACAGUAUAUAAAGAUAUAUCAUCUGAAACACUUUCAUGGACUGUAAUUACUGCUUGAUUUUAAGAGGAAAUAAAUUGAACAUUCUGAAGAACAUUCCAGUGGACAAAUGAGAUUUUGUGGAAUAUUAGUGAAGAGGCUUCUCUGAACAUAUUCUCUCUCCCCUGCUGUUAUAGCCUAUAUUACCAUAUUUCUGAGGUGCGAUAAGUGAGGGCUGCCUUUCUACAUUUGAUUUAAGGGUGUUUUCACUUGGUCUCUGCUACCUUAGCCCUGUUUGAUGAAAUAAAUCAUCAAUAUUUUUGAGAAA
Messenger RNA from Carcharodon carcharias (great white shark), 5452 nucleotides. Its product is annotated as alpha-actinin-1-like. Gene Ontology annotation, molecular function: calcium ion binding; actin filament binding. Gene Ontology annotation, cellular component: cell junction; cell projection; Z disc. NCBI's taxonomy places the organism in Eukaryota, Metazoa, Chordata, Chondrichthyes, Lamniformes, Lamnidae. The transcript has 21 exons. Gene Ontology annotation, biological process: actin cytoskeleton organization; muscle cell development. Bases 336 to 3035 code for a protein of 899 amino acids. The record is from RefSeq and is a predicted model, not a curated record.